AUGUCCCGCGCGGAGGAGCGCGAGGAUUCGGACUGUGUGUGUUCAGUGGGGAUGAAGCUGACCUGGGACAUCAACGACCCCAAACUACCGCAGGACAUGAAGCAGUGCGACCCGUUCCAGGAGUGGACAGACGGCUACGUCCGCUUCAUUUACAGUGGUGAUGAUAAGAACGCCCAGCGCCACCUCUCCGGCUGGGCAAUGAGGAACACCAACAACCACAACUGUCAGAUCCUGAAGAAGUCGUGUCUGGGCGUGGUCGUCUGUUCUCGAGGCUGCACGCUCCCCGACGGCUCCAGGCUGAGGCUCCGCCCCGCCAUCUGUGAUAAGGCGCGUCAGAAGCAGCAGAAGAAGCUGUGUCCGAGCUGCAAUGCUCCUCUAGAGCUGCUGCCGUGCCGUGGUCACAGCGGUUACCCCGUCACAAACUUCUGGAGGGUCGACGGGAAAGCCAUCUUCUUCCAGGCUAAAGGAGUCCACGACCACCCCCGACCCGAGUCCAAGUCUGAGACUGAAGCCAGACGAAGUUCAGUGAAGAGACGAGUCAACUCGCCGCCGUUCACGCCCAAACGGCGCCUCAUUGAACCUCAGGCUCUAGGCCCUGCCCUUCUGUCCUGCGUUGACCCAUCGGAAAGAAUCUCCUUCAUGGAGCCGAACUUCACGCAGCAUUACCCGUCAUUUCAGAGCCCAGAGCCGUACUACAACACCCACAAUGCAUUGGGAGAGGCCCCACCCACACUCCAGAAACCAGCCAAUACCAGGCUGUACAUGGGCCGGCCAAGUUACGAGUUCCAGGGGUACCUGGCCUCACCGUCAUAUCCCAUGCCCUCAGACUUCUGUGACCCCAGGGUGACCCCGGUUCUUGGCCCCUCCUCCUCUUCGUCCUCCUCAGCUCCUCUCUCCUCCUCUUCGUCCUUCGACCCACAGUCCAAGACUCCUGGUUGGAAGGAGCUGCUGAAGACCUCAGCCCCCUAUGGGGACAACCACCAUUACUACAGCACAGAAUACCCAUGCCGUUACCCCAGCAAUGCUCCGGGCUCACCUGCAGCGCUACAGACCAUCAUCACCACGACAACAAAGGUGAGUCCAGGUCAUCAGGAGGGUCCAGUGCUGACCUUGGUGUCGUACCAGCCGUGUCCAAAGCCUCCUGCCACGCUCCCGUCAUACCAGUCCUGUGCUCCUCCCAAGCCUCCCGGCCUCCCCGGCUGCUCCUCCCUGCUCGACGACUCCCCCUCCUCGUCCACAUACUCCACCGAGGUGAAGGUGACAGAGGAGUCAGGUGGAGUCAUCAAGUCUCUUUCAUUUCAGCCCGAGCCUCUGCAGACCAAAACGGAGCGGACUGAAAGCUACGACUACCGCUACAGCUACCCCAACACGUACCGCUAUGAGGACUACUGA
This is a messenger RNA of Cheilinus undulatus (humphead wrasse), 1392 nucleotides long. It is a transcript of the gene gcm2, whose product is annotated as glial cells missing transcription factor 2. NCBI's taxonomy places the organism in Eukaryota, Metazoa, Chordata, Actinopteri, Labriformes, Labridae. Gene Ontology annotation, biological process: regulation of transcription by RNA polymerase II; gliogenesis. Gene Ontology annotation, cellular component: nucleus. The record is from RefSeq and is a predicted model, not a curated record. Bases 1 to 1392 code for a protein of 463 amino acids. Gene Ontology annotation, molecular function: RNA polymerase II cis-regulatory region sequence-specific DNA binding; DNA-binding transcription activator activity, RNA polymerase II-specific. The transcript is spliced from 8 exons.